UCUUUCCAACCUUUCUUUCGGACCAAAACAAACUAAAAAAAUUCUCCCCUCCUUUAGUUUUCUCUUCUUUGCAAACUAGCCUUUGGGGAUUUGAUAAUUUACAUGGAGGGGAUGAAGAAGAAGUGGAGUAAGUAUAUGGGUUUGAAGGGAUUGGGUAGGAGCCGAUCGGUGACCGGAGGAACGGCGGUCGGUAUGUCGAAAAAGAGCAAAUCUUGGAACAGUGGUUCGAAAUAUAAAACACCGGUGGCUCCGGACGGUUGUUUUGCGGUGUAUGUGGGAGCGGAACGGCAACGGUUUGUUGUGAGAACGGAAUUUGCGAACCAUCCCUUGUUUCAGAUGCUGCUAGAAGAUGCCGAGGUGGAAUAUGGGUAUAAUAGUCAAGGCCCUAUUUUGCUUCCUUGUGAAGUUGGGAUGUUUUAUAAUGUGUUGGCGGAGAUGGACGGCGGCGGCGAUGGGCUUAGCAGCCGUUGGACGGGUGGAGAAAGCGGUUGUAGCCCACUUCGGCUGACUAGUUGCGGUAGUAGAAAUGGCGUUGGGUAUAGGGUGUUGAGUCCGUCAUCGAUGCUUAAAUUAAAUGGACUUUGACUCGGCACAUAAUUUCACAAAUAUAUAUAUAUUUAUUUAUUUAUUUUUCUUAUAUAUAGGGUAAGAUUUCUUCUUUAAUUCGUGUGUAUUGAAAUUAGGAAGAAAUUUCUUAUCACAAAAGAAGAAUUAGAAAGAAAUUAAGACUAGAUGAUUUGCGGUUGUAAAUGGAUGGAGGUUUCCAAGACAUCAAAAACACACAAAAUUAGAGUUC
Cucumis melo (muskmelon) is the source of this 796-nucleotide messenger RNA. RefSeq names its product auxin-responsive protein SAUR71-like. NCBI's taxonomy places the organism in Eukaryota, Viridiplantae, Streptophyta, Magnoliopsida, Cucurbitales, Cucurbitaceae. The transcript has a single exon. Gene Ontology annotation, biological process: response to auxin. Bases 103 to 585 code for a protein of 160 amino acids. The record is from RefSeq and is a predicted model, not a curated record.